This is a messenger RNA of Oncorhynchus keta (chum salmon), 3523 nucleotides long. Its product is annotated as tandem C2 domains nuclear protein. Lineage: Eukaryota; Metazoa; Chordata; Actinopteri; Salmoniformes; Salmonidae. The transcript is spliced from 12 exons. The record is from RefSeq and is a predicted model, not a curated record. Gene Ontology annotation, cellular component: nucleus. The coding region runs from base 63 to 1460 and encodes 465 amino acids.
CUAUAGAGAAGUACUGAAAGAAGUUGUGCGUCUUCCCGCGGCGGGAAUAUCUGCUUAGCAGCAUGGCAAUGGAAUGCAUCAAGCACUGCUGCAAGACCUUCCUAGGCAAGGACGCUGAGAUAGAACAGCAAGUGAUUACAAUGAAGAUGCCCCCUGCCAGAGCUAUCUCAGGUGGCCCCAGGAAGGGUGUAGGGGUAUCAGAGGACUAUCUCCUCUCUAAACUCCCCUUGGAUGGAAAAGAGAUCCCCUUUGUCCUCCCCACGUACAAACCUUCCUACAUCCAACCACGAGGAUCACGUUACCUCGGCUACCAGACACCAGGGCUACACAGUUCAGCCAGGAGCACCUAUGCAGAGAGGAAGGCGGAGCUGUCAGGGGCCAGUCACAUAGUCUAUAACCCCGACUCCUCCCCCAACAUGUCUCCCGGAACAACACGACACAGCAAUCUGAAAAAGAGUCUCCGGGGCUCAGAAUCAGGUGGGAAUGUGACGACUGGGAAUCUGAGCAAAUCCCUGUUUGACUUGUCCAACUCCAACCCUCCCAGCCACAUACAGCGUUACGACAGUGUGUCCAGUGUCCAGAGCAGCAGUGCAUCGUCCUCCCAGAGGGACUCCCUGGAGAACAGCCGUAGCCUUGAGUCCAUCACAUUGUCUGGAGAUGAGAGAGACUUGGGGAAGGUGUGUGUCCGGCUGAGUUACCAGGAGGCCCUGGAGCAGGUGUGGAUCACGUUGGUACAGUGUAAGGAUGUGUCCCUCGCUCAGAACAGCAGUGAGCAGCAGCAGAUUAGCUUUAAAGGCAUCAUCACUAUGAGCAAACCAGUACAGUUCAAGAGCUCCGUCAAGGAAGGUUCUCCGGACACAGUCUUCAUGGAGACCUUUGUGUUUACGUUGCGGCUGCAGCAGCUGCGUUGCAGUGCUCUGGUAUUCCGGCUGCAGACCCACCACCCCAGGAAGAGAACGGUGGCAGAGUGUGUCCUCUCCCUCAGACAGCUGGGCCCUGAGGAGACACAGCACUGGAUGGAGCUCAGCCCCCUUUCCAAGACCACUGUGUGUCACGCUGAGCUGCACCUGGCCACCUGUUUCCAGCCUGUUAACGGACGCAUCCAACUGCAGGUCCUCGCUGCCCAGAACCUCCCCGCUCCACUCAGGCAGGCGUUCUUUGUGAAGAUAGAGAUGCAGCUGUUGGGCAGGGUGGUGAUGAACAAGAAGACUCACGUCCUGAAGUCCUCCGGAGGUCAGCUGACCUGGACUGAGUCUUUCUACUUCCCCUUGGCUCUGGACCAGAGCUUCCUGCUGUCAGUCAAACUGUACAGCCGCCGCUCUGUCAGACGAAAACACUUCCUCGGGCAGGUUCACCUUGGCUUCGACAGCCCGACGCAGGAAGCAGCAGAGCAGUGGAGGGACAGCAUGUCUCACCCCGAGAAGGUGGUGGCUGUAUGGCACAGACUCAACGGGUCCUGAAACGCCUGUAGAAACUCACACAGCCUGUAGAAACUCACACAGCCUGUAGAAACUCACACAGCCUGUCGAAACUCACACAGCCUGUAGAAACUCACACAGCUCACACAGCCUGUAGAAACUCACACAGCUCACACAGCCUGUAGAAACUCACACAGCCUGUAGAAACUCACACAGCCUGUAGAAACUCACACAGCCUAUAGAAACUCACACAGCCUGUAGAAACACACACAGCCUGUAGAAACUCACACAGCCUGUAGAAACUCACACAGCCUAUAGAAACUCACACAGCCUGUAGAAACUCACACAGCCUUUAGAAACUCACAGAGCCUGUAGAAACACACACAGCCUGUAGAAACUCACACAGCCUGUAGAAACUCGCACAGCCUAUAGAAACUCACACAGCCUGUAGAAACUCACAGAGCCUGUAGAACUCACACAGCCUGUAGAAACUCACACAGCCUAUAGAAACUCACACAGCCUGUAGAAACUCACAGAGCCUGUAGAACUCACACAGCCUGUAGAAACUCACACAGCCUUUAGAAACUCACACAGCCUGUAGAAACUCACAGAGCCUGUAGAACUCACACAGCCUGUAGAAACUCACACAACCUAUAGAAACUCACACAGCCUGUAGAAACUCACAGAGCCUGUAGAACUCACACAGCCUGUAGAAACUCACACAGCCUGUAGAAACUCACACAGCCUGUAGAAACUCACACAGCCUAUAGAAACUCACAGAGCCUGUAGAACUCACACAGCCUAUAGAAACUCACACAGCCUGUAGAAACUCACACAGCCUGUAGAAACUCACAGAGCCUGUAGAAACUCACACAGCCUAUAGAAACUCACAGAGCCUGUAGAACUCACACAGCCUGUAGAAACACACACAGCCUGUAGAAACACACACAGCCUGUAGAAACUCACACAGCCUAUAGAAACUCACAGAGCCUAUAGAAACUCACAGAGCCUGUAGAAACUCACAGAGCCUACAUUCAAAAUGGCACCCUAUUUCAGGGGUUCUCAAAGUGGAGUCCACCGAGGUACUGACACGGAGUCUGCGGCUACAUCUCAAAAUAUAUAUAUUAAAAAAUAUAUUUAAAAACAAAGAAGAAUAUCUUAUUAAUAUUACUAACAACAACAGGUGAAAACACACAUUUUCCCAUAUGGAUCUGUGGAAUAAGUUUAUGGUGUACAAUGUAAUAUUAUUAACCUAAAAUGUAUGUUCUUAAAGGCCUAGUGCAGUCAAAAAUGUGAUUUUCCUAUGUGUUAUAUAUUAGAGGUUGGAAUAAUACUGUGAAAUUGUGAAAACUAUGAUAAUGCCCUUUAAGUGUAAGAGCUGUUUGAAAAGACCUGAAAUUUCAUCCUGUUUUGGCGGGGUGGACUUUUGGUCUGCCUGGAGACAUCACCAGGCGGUAAAUUAAUUCAUCAAAUCAAAUCCAACUUUAUUGGUCACAUGCGCCGAAAACAACAGGUGUAGAGACCUUACCCAACAGUGCAGUUCAAUAAAGAGUUCAGUAAAUAUUUAAUAAGUAAACUAAAGUAAAAAUCAUUAAAAAGUAACACAAUAAAAUAACAAUAACGAGACUAUAUACAGGUGGUACCGAGUACCAAGUUAAUACGUGGGGGUACAGGUUAAUCAAGGUUAUUUGUAUAUGUAGAUAGGGGUGAAGUGACUAUUCACAGAUAAUAAACAGUGAGUUUAGUGGAGGGGGGUGUCAAUGUAAAUAGUCCUGGUAGACAUUUGAUUAAUUGUUCAGCGGUCUUGGGGGGUGGGGGUAGAAGCUGUUAAGGAGACUUUUGGUCCCAGACUUGGCGCUCCGGUACCGCUUGCCGUGCGGUAGCAGAGAGAACAGUCUGUGAUUUGGGUGACUGGAGUAAUCGCAGUUCUGAUGACCAGAAGUUAUUUUCGAUCAUAAGCAACAUUAUAUACAAAAUAAGUUUAAAAAAUAAGUUACAAACAACGCAAAAAACUAACAGAAUAGCACAGUUGGUUAGGAGCACGUAAAAUGGCAGCCAAUAAGAAAGAGAGUUUCAAAUCUCUGCCAAUAACAGCUAGUUUUCAG